AUGACGCAUCCCACCGACGACGAUGACUUGGACGCCCUCCUCGAUGACUGCAUAAACACAAUGGACGAGCAGGAGCGACGCCACGAGGAGGAGAUAAAGGCGCGUGACGCGGUCCGUGAAGAGGAGUUAGAAAAGGCGCUCGCCUCAUCCGACGAGGGUAGUGUGGCGCAGAUACUUCAGUCUCUCAUUGGAAACGGUGCUGACAACGCCACCACAGACCCCGAGGCCUUGCUUGACAAGCUGAAGGCGGAGAUUACAAACAUGGCCUCCAUGGUCGACGAUUUGCCGGACUUGAGCGAGGAGGAGCGUACCAGUCUCGCGCAGGUGAGACAGAUGCUCGACUCGCUGCAGGGUAAUGGUGAGGCGCCGCCGCCCCUGUCUGCCGAGGGUGGGGCAGCGGGUGAGGGCGACGAGGCUUUCGACAGUGUGAUGAAGAAGUGUAUCGCGGACAUGGAGCGUCUAGCAGGAAAUAGGGAGGGCGGAACGGCGCCAACAGCGAACGCAUCCGAGACGUCAGGGUUGGGCACCGCUUCUGCUGGUGGUGCUUCAGCAGAUCCAAUGGCUGGUCUGACAGGGAUGGUUCUCGACUUCCUGAUCGACCCACAGCUGCUGGAGCCGCUGAAGGUGAUGAGGGAGUCGUACCCGUGCUGGCUGGCCCAGCAUGAGAGUAGCACAAGUGCUGAAGACCUGGAGCGGUACCGGAAACAGCAUGACCUCACAAUUAAGAUUUGUGAUCUCCUGGGUGAGGGUCCCAUUGACCGCAACGAUGAAGAGAAGGUAAACCAGAUAGUUACAUUAAUGCAUGAGCUCUCUGUACUGGUGCCCCUGCCGCCUGGACUCUCUGACGUGGAUGUGAAGUCAUCGAAGUGA
This is a messenger RNA of Trypanosoma grayi, 870 nucleotides long. Its product is annotated as peroxin 19. Lineage: Eukaryota; Euglenozoa; Kinetoplastea; Trypanosomatida; Trypanosomatidae. Bases 1 to 870 code for a protein of 289 amino acids. The transcript has a single exon. Gene Ontology annotation, cellular component: peroxisomal membrane; peroxisome. The record is from RefSeq and is a predicted model, not a curated record. Gene Ontology annotation, biological process: protein import into peroxisome membrane.